Molecule: messenger RNA, 942 nt
Organism: Thalassophryne amazonica
Lineage: Eukaryota; Metazoa; Chordata; Actinopteri; Batrachoidiformes; Batrachoididae
Gene: psma4
Product: proteasome 20S subunit alpha 4
Exons: 9
Coding region: 151-936 (261 amino acids)
Biological process (GO): ubiquitin-dependent protein catabolic process
Cellular component (GO): cytosol; nucleus; proteasome core complex
Source: RefSeq, a predicted model, not a curated record
AACCGUCACUAAACCUCAGUAGAAGUAGAAAAACCGAGGAAGAAGAAUCGCGUUGUGCGCCUGCGUGGUGAAAGUCAAACUGAAAGUACAUUUCAGCUCGUGAAAUAUAAGUUUCGUUUGCUUAAGGAUAAUUCCAGUGACAUUAAAGAAAUGUCUCGCAGAUAUGACUCCCGGACAACCAUAUUUUCUCCUGAAGGGCGCUUGUAUCAGGUGGAGUAUGCCAUGGAAGCCAUUGGUCACGCUGGAACAUGUCUAGGGAUUCUAGCAAAUGAUGGUGUGCUGUUGGCGGCAGAGAGAAGAAACAUCCAUAAGCUGCUGGAUGAAGUCUUCUUCUCUGAGAAGAUCUACAAGCUUAAUGAAGACAUGGCUUGCAGUGUUGCUGGGAUCACAUCAGAUGCCAACGUACUGACAAAUGAGCUGCGGCUAAUUGCACAGAGAUAUUUAUUGCAGUACCAGGAGCCAAUCCCCUGUGAGCAGUUGGUGACAGCCCUGUGUGACAUCAAGCAAGCCUACACGCAGUUUGGAGGAAAAAGACCGUUUGGUGUUUCUCUGCUGUACAUGGGCUGGGACAAACACUAUGGCUUCCAAUUGUACCAAAGUGACCCCAGCGGCAACUAUGGAGGCUGGAAGGCAACCUGCAUUGGCAACAACAGCGCUGCUGCAGUGUCCAUGUUGAAGCAGGACUACAAAGAGGGAGACAUGACUCUGUCCUCCGCUCUGGCCUUGGCUGUCAAAGUUCUCAACAAAACAAUGGAUGUCAGCAAGCUGUCAGCAGAGAAAGUGGAGAUCGCCACUCUGACGCGAGAGAACGGCAAAACAAGGAUCAAGGUGCUGAAACUGAAAGAAGUGGAGGAGCUCAUCAAGCGACAUGAGGCUGAGGAGGCCAAGGCUGAAAAAGACAAAAAGGAGAAAGAGCAGAAAGAGAAGGAGAAGUGAACAAAC